Molecule: messenger RNA, 3797 nt
Organism: Durusdinium trenchii
Lineage: Eukaryota; Dinophyceae; Suessiales; Symbiodiniaceae
Source: the annotation of a GenBank genome assembly
GCCGAAUUUCCCCGUCCCCUUCGCCUCGGCUGGUCCGAGUCGCGUCAUCCGGUCCCGGUGCUGUCUUUUUCGUGCUUUCCAUCCGGGGCUCGGGGUGCGAGGAAGAGGAGUACCAUCGGCACAUCCAAGAGCACUACUUCGGAGACACCCGCCGCAAGGGCGGUUUUGACUGCCUCAGGCAUUAUGAGCUCAUGGCCAAUGGCUGCAUCCCGAUCUUUCACGAUUUGGAGCAUUUGCCCAAGAGCAUCUUGAGAACCUUGCCCAGGGCCCUGUUGACCGAAGCUAAGGCCCUCUACACAACGCUCGGCGAGGCCGAGGCACAGCGCUCGCUGCGGAACCUGCGCGCGCAGGGUUUGGCGGAGGAAAUGCUCCGUUGGGCUCAGGAGAAGAUCAGCACUGAGAGCACCGCCAGGUACAUCCUUCGUACCUUAAACGUGGAUGAGUCCGAUGCCCGCGUGUUGUUCCUACCUUGCUCGCCCUUUGACAACUUCCCUUCCUACCUGACGGCCUCCGUCUUCCACGGCAUGGUCUCGCUACUGGGCGACAGGGUCAUCGACGUGCCAGAGUACACAUAUGCUUACCGUUAUGACAACGGCGGAGACAUUGAGGAAGACAUCCGGAUACGUGCCAACAUCUGGGGCCAAGGCUUCACCCUGGGCUUCAAGUUGGAUCAGCGCCCGUACCUCAACCGCGCCAACCUGUCCCAGCGCAUCCGCCAGCGGGAGUUCGACCUCAUCAUCUUCGGAAGGAUGAGCCCCUACGAACCCUGCAACUUCUAUGCCCCCUUCGGUGAUCGUGCCCAUGCGGUCCCCGAGUAUUACAUGGAUGUGUCGCGGUUUUACCCCAAGGAGCGAGUCGCUCUCCUUUACGGAGAUGACUCAGGCAUCGACGAUGCCGUGAUCCGCACACAGCUCUAUCGAAUGGGCACCAUGAACACGGGCCUCGGCAUCGUCUUCCUCCGAGAGAUGUUGCCUUUCGUCUCGGAAGGCGCCCCUGGUGAGACCCUGCGCCCGGUGGACGGCCGUGUGCUGCAGCCGGGCUGCUUCUAUCAGGAGUGGCUGACGUUCUUUGAACUUUGGCGAUCCUCUGCGUGUGAUGUUUGCCUAUCCUCCUGUGUGGUCGAAGGCAACUGCGAGGCAGUCGAGAAGUUGAAGCAGAGCUUGAGCUACGAGCUACUGCCACCUGAGGAUGAGGUGAUCCACCAACAAUUCUGUUGGGCUGGCUUUGUGCUGAAGGCAGCAGCUUUGGUGCAGUACUAUCAGCCAGAUGCUUGUUUGGAUGACCUGCACUGCCGCAUCUUCUGCGAGAUCUCCCGUGAUCGCUACACGCGUCUGCUGCAGAACGCCCCGUCCAACGGCUUCUUCCGAGAAACGGGAGUCACUCCACAGGAGGUGCUGCUGCUCCUCUCCCAGGGCUGUGCGUCUGGCCGUUUGGCGCUCACACUUCCCGCCGAGCUCCCUGGUCAGGAGAUCCUCUUCUUGUCAGACCGACCCUGGUCUUCACCUUUGAUGGGUGAAUGGCAAGCGCGCCUGUGGCUGGCGCAAGGCUUCCGUCUCCAUUACACCGGCAGCUCGGCAGAGGAGGUGCCGGUACGCUUGCAGUCAGCCUAUGAGCAGAAGCAUUUGAUCCUGGCAACCAAAACCGACUGUCGCUCCUUAAGAGCAUUCAAUUCAUCCGUCGCCUGGGCUCUCUUCGGGGACAGCGCUCAAGAUACUCGAGGGCACCAUGCGCUUCCAUGCUUGUUGGAAGGCUUCCAGCCACAGCACGUGAGUCUGGAGCGGGGCUCUGCGCACGCUGUGGCUCUCCUCCUGGCCGCGGGCUUUUGCCGCUUCAAGGUGACCCGCUGGCUCCUCCGGUCCUUGGGCAGUCUCUUCGGGGAGUCGGCAACCGAUGUCCAACAUGGCCUCCACUGGCAGAACGCCACCGCCCUUCUCAGCGAUGCGCCCGUGCUUCUUUCGGGCGCUUCGCUGCACGCGCAGCGCUGCGAAGAAAGACUGCGAGUGGGUGAAGCGCUGCAGUGGCCGGUGGUGGCAAGGGCCAUGGUGCAGACGGACUCGGGCCGCCCAGAGUCCGACUCGGAGGGCACGUCCGAUGCCGAAGACGAGGACAAGGCUUAUGUCCGGGUCUCACGCGCCGAGCUCAUGAGAGGCCACAGGCCUGUGGUGGUCUCAGAAGUGCCGGUCUACGUUGCCCUUGAGGAUCGGGAAGGCCGUCGCUUCGAGGACAAAGGCAGCUGCCCACAUGUGCGGUACCGGUGGAUGCGGGGCCCGGUCAUCGAGCCUUGUUUCUUCCAUCCUCACAAGAUGUCUCAAAUUCGUGAUGUGGCGAAGACCUACAAUUGCUACUGUUCACGAGAAUGCUUUCUUAGAGGUUGGCAUCAUCUUCCGCAACAUCUUUGGAGCAAGAAGCCCGACAGUGAUACCACCGAGGAGUUCCUGGCAGAGUGGACACAAGUGGCCUCCACUCGGACCUACUGCCCCUCGCAGUCGGACAUCAAUCGGCCACUGAGAAUGGACAUUAUCCCGCUCACCAAGGAUGGUCGAGAGUGUGAGAAGGGGAUGAUGUCGAUCACCACGGGCACCGUGAUACCGACGCCCAAGGAAGCGCGCAUGCGACAGAUGAUCAGCAAUGGAGGACAGUUCAAUGCCGAAUGGCUCAGCAAGCAGUUCAAGGUCAUGAACUGGAACAUUUUGGCUGACCUCUACGCCACGGAGAACGUCUACCCCUACUGCGAGAAGUGGGCGUUGUCAUGGAAUUGGCGGAAGCAUUUGAUCAUCAAGGAGCUCAAGUCGAUGGCUGCCGACAUCAUCACUCUACAAGAGGUGCAAAAAGACGCCUAUGACGAGUGGUUCAAGCCGACCUUGAGCGAAGCAGGCUAUGAAGGCAUCUUCCAAGCGAAGAAGCGUGAUCCCAUCUUCCAUCGUGGAAAGUACACCACUGAAGGCUGUGCGACCUUCUUCAAAGUCACUCGCUUCAAGCGCUUGGAUAAAGCCAUCUUCGACUAUGAUCGGCUCUCCCGCGAGGAGUUGCGGCAGUGCAGUACCGAUCCAGAAAUCGAGGCGAAGGCGGUUCACCGGGUAAACCGAGGGAACAUCGCCUUAGCUGUCAUCCUGGAGGACAAGCUCCAAAAGAAGAGCUCGCAUUCCGGCCAUAUUUUAUGUGUGGUGAACACACACAUCUUGUGCGAUCCCGCCGCGGCAGAUGUCAAGCUCUUCCAAGCGCAUUUGCUUUUGAAGGCCAUCCACGGGACCACCGCGGGUCGUGUACCGAUUUUGGUUUGCGGCGAUUUCAAUUCCACGCCCGACUCCGCGGUCUACGAAUACUUCCGCCGGGGCACGGUGAGACAAGAACAUGAAGAUCUGAAGAAGGAUCCUUGCGGCCUGAUGAGGCUGCUCAACCUGCGGAGCGGCGCUUGUAUGGCCACGGCCUAUGAGACCUGCACGGGCAAAGAGGCGACCUUCACCAACUACACGGAAGACUUCAAAGGGACCUUGGAUUACAUUUGGUUCUCGCCGGAGAAUCUCUCGGUCCUGGCGAUCUCCCAAGUGGACGACGAGUCGCAGCUCUCUCAGGAGAGUGCCCUGCCCUCGAGCACACGCCCUAGCGAUCAUGUGUCUCUUGUGGCGACCUUCAUGUUCCACGACGAGCCGGAACAGGUCAACCGCAGGAUGAUGAUCCCACCCCACGCCGCGCAUUCCGCACACCAAAUGGGGCACUACCAUGUACAGCAUGGUACUGCACCACAAGGUGACGGGAUGUACGCGAUGGGCGCCAUGUACCCGCAGCAGUACUUGUGA